UCUCUGCAGUGCGACCCCCGGUUUUCUCUCCCAACUGCCUUCGCCCCCCGCCAUCCAAGCAAGCCUCUGCAUUUGUCGCUCCCAUCCAUCUAUGCGCUCGGCUCUACUCUGCUCUGCACCACCCAUCUGAAUCCUGUCCGAGCAUGGGUCUGCUCGCGUUAGGUACGCCAUUGGAGUGGCCCGAAGCCAAAAAAGUGGCUAGCCAAGUCCGAGCCUGGGGAAUAGAACAACUUCUGAGCAUAUGGGAGAAUGCCAAAGGGAAAGAGAGGGAUGCUCUGCUCUGGGGGGAUGAGAUUGAAUAUCUCGUCGUUUGCUACGAUGAGAACAAUCGCAAGGUCCGGUUAUCAUUGCGGCAAGCAGACAUUUUGGCUGCCUUGGCCAGCGACGAGAAGCUGCUGGCAGAAGGGGGCGGUGUGCCAGAUGUGCAGAGAGGACCUGUCAAGGAAACGGACAUGACCGCACCUGUUUUCCAUCCUGAAUUCGGCCGCUUCAUGCUUGAAGCAACCCCUGGCAAGCCGUGGGGGAUUGGGUUCAAAGAUUUGUUGAGCGUCGAGCCAGACAUGAAGUGGAGACGCACGAUAGCCAAGGAUCACAUGGCCAAAGAAGAAUACCCAAUCACCUUGACUACAUUCCCCCAUCUCGGACUACCGGACUGUAUUGUACCAUCAUACCUUGUUUCCGGGCCGAAAUUGAGGUCUCAGUUUGUCCCCGAUGAGAUUGCCAACCCCCACAUUCGCUUUCCAACACUGGCCGCCAACAUUCGUUGGCGUAGAGGUAGGAAAGUCGAAUUGAACGUGCCUGUUUUCAAGGACGAAAAGACAGUGUGGCCGUUCCAAGAUCCGACUGUCAAUUAUGACCUUCACCAAUGGCCGGAAGACGACGAUGUUCGUAAUGGCGCAGCAAAGGAGAACCACAUCUACAUGGAUGCCAUGGCAUUUGGCAUGGGCAGCUGUUGUUUGCAAAUCACAUUCCAGGCCAAAAACAUCGAAGAGGGGCGGAAGAUGUAUGAUCAGCUCAGCCCACUUGGGCCGAUACUGCUUGCUUUGACUGCAGCGACGCCCAUAUACAAGGGUUUCCUGGCAGAUACGGACGUACGCUGGAACCAAAUCAGUCGAGCAGUCGAUGACCGCACUCCAGAAGAGUUGGGAGAAAAGCCUCUCAAACAUGACAGAUGGCGGCUUCCCAAAUCACGAUAUGCCUCGAAUUCCACCUAUAUCUCGCAAGACGCACGCCUACGCCCCGAAUAUCUUGACCCGGACCUUAUCGUUGACCAAGACAUCAAGAAACGGCUCGCAGAAGGCGGUAUGGACGACCUUCUCGCAACCCACUUCGCCCACCUCUUUAUUCGGGACCCUAUUGUCGUCUUCGCCGAGGACCUCGAGACUCUCGAUCUCUCCAAAGCCGACCACUUCGAGAACUUGCAAUCAACAAAUUGGCAACAUAUGCGAUUCAAGCCACCUCCACCCGGAUCCGACAUGGGUUGGCGCGUCGAAUUCCGGCCCAUGGAAAUCCAAAUCACGGAUUUCGAAAACGCAGCGUUCAGCAUAUUCAUCGUGCUCAUUACGCGUGCGAUCCUCUCGUACAAUCUCAACUUUUACAUCCCCAUCGCGCGGGUCAGCGAGAACAUGGAAACGGCGCACAUUCGCGACGCUGUCUCGAGCCAGAAGUUUUGGUUCCGCAAGGACCCCUUUAGCCCGCACUCGAGUUCGCGCGGUGGCAACGGAACCGGGACAUCGACGCCUGCAGAGACCAGUCGCCCCGCGACCCCCGUCGGCCCCGUCGAGGACGAGUACGAGCAAAUGACCAUCAACGAGGUCAUUAAUGGGCAGCAUCAAGGCGGCGAGUCCAACUUCCCCGGCCUCAUUCCUCUCGUGGAGUCGUACCUCAACAGCAUGAAUGUCGACGUUGAGACGCGCUGCGAGCUGGCCCGUUACCUCGAUCUCAUCAGGAAGAGGGCCGAUGGUACAUACUGGACGGCAGCCAAGUGGAUUAGACACUUUGUGCAGACCCACGAGAUGUACAAGGGAGAUAGCGUCGUCGGGGAUGAUAUCUGCUUUGAUCUUGUCAAGGCUGCGGAGAGGAUCACGAAAGAAGAAGGCAGGGACGGGUUCGCGGGGGAGAUGUUGGGGAAGAGGAGAUGAGUGCUUGUGUUUGGAUGUGGAAAUAGCAAUGGGCGGUCGCGUGUGACGCAUGCUGUUAGAUGUUAUUUUAGAUAGGUACAAGAGGCGAUGGGAAAAACCCCAAACCCCCAAACACGACUCUGUUUUGAUGUACACGCAGCAAUUAUUCUUCGGUGAAGUCAUCAUUCACCCCCCCAACUAAAGGACAUUGGACAACGCACACAUAGACAACUACCCAACCAUGAGUAGCCUCGUGCCCCAUCCCUACCUGAUUGUAUUGCUGGCCACAACAUGCCAUUAACAAGACGAAACCUUCUCACACAUAUAUCUACUGACCAAUGUACAGCCUCCAAAAUCAUCGCCACAGAAAAUCAUGACUCCACAUCUAAGAAUAAGCCCCUUCAGACCCAACAAACUACUUCCAAUGAAAAUAAAUCAUGUUGUCAUCAAAAGGAAAAGGGGCGGCCUGAAAAUUACACGUAGACUCAACAUACACGGAUACCCACUUGCCCAGCAUGCUUGGAUCCAUAAUACGCGUUUCACCAUGGGCCUCGAGAAGAGGCAAGGCAUAGUUUUGAGUGGCGUGAUGAACAAGAUCCCUUUUUUUCUUUUCCUCU
This is a messenger RNA of Periconia digitata, 2737 nucleotides long. NCBI's taxonomy places the organism in Eukaryota, Fungi, Ascomycota, Dothideomycetes, Pleosporales, Periconiaceae. The record is from the annotation of a GenBank genome assembly.